UUCUGUACUGAGUAGACUGCUUUAUGAAAGGGGUUUUCCCACUUUCUUUUCGGCUGUAUUGUUUAAGUGGUUUGUCAGUCAUUAGACGUAUACCUUUUCACAUAUCCUGUUCUUCUUCAGCACAAACUUACGGUUUUUUCAACCUUACUAACUCAUUAUUUGGCAGAUACAGGCGUCCGUCUAUCUCGCCGACAGUAGUUUGUCGUAACUUCAGUCUCAGAGUAGGUAUGCCAGACAAAAAACCUUUCCAGCGUUUGCCACUGGAUGCUUGUCCAGUCAACUACAGCAUCCGCCUUCAACCAAACCUGAAGGCCUUCACGUUUGAGGGAUCAGAAGAAAUUCAAGUUGAGGUAAAGAACUCAUUGACAUCCAUUACCCUGAAUUGUUGUGAUAUUGAUGUGAAGGAAGCAAGUUAUCAAGCAGAUGGAUCUGACAAAAUCAAAGGAGAAAUUUCUUAUAAGAAAGAAGAUGAAACAGUUACAUUCUCAUUCCCUUCAGAAAUUAAGUCUGGAAAUGGAACCUUAUCUGUAUCAUUCAGUGGUGAGCUGAAUGAUAAAAUGAAGGGGUUCUAUCGCAGCAAGUACACAAGCUCUGAUGGGGAGGAGAGGAUUGGAGCAGUCACACAGUUUGAGGCCACAGACGCCCGGCGUGCCUUCCCCUGCUGGGACGAACCUGCUGUGAAAGCAACAUUUGAUGUCACCCUGGUGGUUCCAAAAGACAGAGUGGCUCUCUCUAACAUGCCGGUGAAGUCCGAGUCCCCCCUGGGAGGUGAUACCAAGUGGAAGGUGAUGACAUACGACCGCACACCUGUCAUGCCGACUUACUUACUGGCAUUUGUUGUCGGAGAGUAUGAUUUUGUUGAAGGGAGAGAUGCUGAUGGAGUCUUAGUCCGAGUCUACACACCAGUCGGCAAGAAGGAACAGGGCCAGUUUGCUCUGGAUGUAGCUGUGAAGACCCUGCCUUUUUACAAAGAUUAUUUCCAGAUUGCGUAUCCCCUGCCAAAAAUGGACCUUAUAGCCAUAGCAGAUUUUGCUGCAGGUGCUAUGGAGAACUGGGGCCUUGUGACCUACAGAGAAACAGCUUUGCUUAUCGAUCCAACAACAUCAUCUGCCAAUACUCGUCAGUGGGUUGCCCUGGUGGUUGGACACGAACUAGCCCACCAGUGGUUUGGAAAUCUUGUUACAAUGGAAUGGUGGACACAUUUGUGGUUGAACGAGGGCUUUGCUUCCUGGAUAGAAUAUCUGUGUGUCGACCAUUGUUUCCCUGACUUUGACAUCUGGACACAGUUCGUAAAUCAAGACUUAGGCCGUGCCCUGGAACUGGAUGCCCUUCAUAACAGUCACGCCAUAGAGGUACCAGUUGGUCAUCCUGAUGAAGUUGAUGAGAUCUUUGACGCCAUUUCCUACAGUAAGGGAGCAUCUGUCAUCAGGAUGUUGCAUGACUAUAUAGGAGACAAGGAUUUCCGUACCGGAAUGAACAAGUACCUCAACAAAUUCCAGUACAGCAAUGCCUUCACUGAAGAUCUGUGGGAAGCUCUGGAGAAGGCCAGUGGUAAACCUGUCGAGAAAGUCAUGUCCACUUGGACCCAGCAGAUGGGAUUCCCGGUCAUCAAGGUGGACGAGAAGCAGGAGGGAGAUAAUCGUGUUCUUAUCCUUACACAGGAGAAGUUUUGUGCUGAUGGUCAACUUCCAGAAGGUAAUGAAUCUAAGUGGUUGACACCAGUUAGUAUCUGUAGCAGCAGCAGCCCAAGUUCACCAGUCAAACAUAUCCUCAUGGAAGACAGCACAACAACAGUUACUGUGGAGAAUGUCAAGCCUGGUGACUGGGUCAAGCUAAACAGUGGCACAGUGGGAGUGUAUCGGGUACAAUAUGCACCUGCCACCCUCGAGACCAUGAUCUCGGCAGUAAAAGACCGGACCCUUCCCCCUAGGGACAGAUUAGGACUACAGAGCGACCUGUUUGCUUUGGCCAGAGCAGGUAUGGUGCCAUCUGUCGAUGCCUUUAAGGUGGCAAGUGCCUUUGUGAAUGAGGACAACUACACUGUGUGGACCGAUUUGUCUGGGAGUCUGGGUGGCCAGGGACUUCUGCUUCAGUACACUGAUGCUGAUAAAGCCUACAAGAACUUCUGUCUCAACCUCUACAAAAACGUGUACAAGACCCUGGGCUGGGAUGCCAAGGAUGGAGAAAGCCCUCUAAACGCUAUGUUGAGGGACUUAAUGCUGACUAAGAUGGGCCGUUGUGGUGACAGUGAUGUUGUGGCAGAGGCCAAUAAAAGAUUUGAAGCUCAUGUGUCUGGAGCCACACAGUUACUGGCCAACCUUAGGUCCUCUGUCUACAUCACAGUGCUGGCAAAUGGUAAUGAGGACACAUUCAAUAAAAUGCUUCAGUUGUAUGAUGCAGCAGAUAUGCAGGAGGAGAGAGUUCGCAUCAGCAGAUCUCUUGGCAGCAUCAAAUCUCCCGAACUCAAAAAGAAAGUUCUACAGUUUGCCAUGUCUGAUAAAGUGCGGUCCCAGGACACAGUCUUUGUGAUUGCCGGGAUAACUGGCUCUGUGGAGGGCAGGGAAAUAGCAUGGCAGUUUGUACAGGAUAACUGGACAGAACUUCACAACCGCUACAAGGGAGGCUUCCUACUGUCAAGACUUGUGAAGACCACAACGGAGAACUUUGUAACAGAAGACAAAGCUAAGGAAAUUGAGAACUUUUUCAAUGAGCAUUCUGCGCCAGCUGCUGAAAGAACCAUUCAACAAUCCUGUGAAAACAUCCGCCUCAAUGCCAAAUGGAUGCAGCGAGACUCUGCUAAAGUCUCAGAGUUUUUGAAGAAUCAAAUUUACAAGUAGACUCAAUUCAAAAGCAAACAAAAAAUCACAACCAAAACUUUUGAUGAAAGUAUUUUGUGCAAGAUGUCAAGCAUCUACUGACAUUGAAUUCAAGAUCGCGUGCAACUUAGACUGGCUUAAAAAGCUUUGGAUUUCAUGUAAUGAAUAUAUUUCCUCAAUCAGUGUGUUGUACAUUUAUUUAAAUUUACAGAAAAAAAAGUGCUGAUUAUGAUUUAUCAAUUAUUUAUGUGCAAAAAUUUACAUGAUUAUUUUUAGCUGAUACCGAUUGUUGUGUAUUGAUGAUGUUGUAAGGACAGAUAGUUGUAACCUUCACCAAGAAAAAAACCAAUGGAUGCUAUCCAAUGUAUAUUUUCUUUAUUGAUACAAUAAAAUGGAAGAACAUUCCAUAGAUAUAAAAACAUACAUAAAAUGAAGAAAAAACUAAAACUUCAGCUUAAAAUUACAUGCUUGUUUCUUUGUAGACUAAUAUUUGGAAGUAUUCCUAUACAGAUGUGCCAUUCAUUGAUAGGUAUACCGAGAUGCUUUUUAUAGACAGGUUUUAUUUUAUAGUAAAUUAGAGAUUUAGGUGAACCAUUCUAAACUAAUCAGCCAGAUUAUAAACCAAUGUUUAACAUACUCCUAAACAGAUAUUAAGUUACAGUAUGUAUUAAUGUGUAUUCAUUUUUAAUGGGACCAUUUUGUAUUUUGGUUGUCUGUUGUUUAUUAUGAAUUUGAUACAAGCAGUUGUAGGUUUUUUAGACAAUACUAGUAAGGCUUGGUUGGUGCAUCAAGUUUUAGUUUCAAUGAAGAAUCAUUUGCCUCUCUUUUGAUACACCAUAUUUGGUCUGACUGGCCACUCAGAAUAGACAGAGCCAGUUAAAUGGCUGUAUCUCACAGUAUAAUCAUGAUAUAGUUGACAAGAUGUGUGAUGUUUUUUGACUCUAUGUAUAUCGAACUCAGUGAGUCAUCAUUUUGACAAACUACAAUGUCAAAGCCACUUAAUCAGUUUUUCCUUUUGUACUUAAAGGACUUAAAAUCAAGAACAAUAAAGACUAUUUAAUGCUACUCCACAUUUAAGUUUAGUGUUAACUAUUGUAAGACUCAUCCAAAUAAGCAGGAUUAUAGAAACCGUGCAUUUUAAUCUUACAGAAAAAUGUUUUAAAGAUAAUCAAAAUUGUGAAUGUGAAAUAUGAAUGCGAGGUUUAAAACAAGAGAAGAUUUGACAUAAAACCAGAGUAUAAUUAAGUUUUAAGGUUUAGAUUAUAUUCAUAGACCAGCUAAUUAUAUUAAUUAUUAUAAUGUUAAUAGUAUGUAACAUUUGAAAUUGUAUAAAAUAAAUUGCAGCAAAUUAAUUUUUUUUUAUCAAUUAUAAUUUUCUGGUACUCUUUAUCGGGGAUGUAGCGCUUCUUCAAUGUUUUAAAUUGUGAAUCUAUUUUUGUUUUGUAAUUUUGAGUUGAUUAACAUCACUGUAAAGACAUUUCAUUGUCAGAAGUGGUAUAGUACCAUAUCAAGAUGUUGGUUCAUCACAAAAUAAACAUUGGAUUAUCAGCUA
Molecule: messenger RNA, 4368 nt
Organism: Pecten maximus
Lineage: Eukaryota; Metazoa; Mollusca; Bivalvia; Pectinida; Pectinidae
Product: puromycin-sensitive aminopeptidase-like
Exons: 21
Coding region: 24-2837 (937 amino acids)
Biological process (GO): proteolysis; peptide catabolic process
Cellular component (GO): cytoplasm
Molecular function (GO): peptide binding; metalloaminopeptidase activity; zinc ion binding
Source: RefSeq, a predicted model, not a curated record